UUUUUAUCUAAAAGUUAACAAAGCAGGGAGCUGCACACUUCAAGCAAUGUUUAAUAAAUAUGCUGAUAAACACAACCAAAUUGUUGGAAUGCCAUGUAGUAAUUCUGGUGGUGAGAGACACUUGGUGGGAUGGCCUGAACCAUUUAAACCAGAACAUUUAAUCCCUCUGAGCAAGAACUACACAUAUUGGGAACAUCUAAAUGAGCAUAUAAAAUACAGUUCAAAAAUUAAACAAGUUAUGGCCCCAGGGAGUGUUUUCAUUGCAUCAAUCCGUGAACCACUUUCACAUUUCUUUUCAUAUUAUAACUUUUACCAGAUGGAGAAAACCUAUAAAGGAUAUCUCAAAGAGCCUAAUAAAUUCAAAUAUUUUUUAGAUAACAUUAAAACUAUGCGGCACCUUGAACUGAUCCAUCACAUGCCUCCUAGUAACCCAAUUGCACAAUGUUUUGGAAUCAAACAGGAGGAACAAUAUAACAUCACAGCAAUACAAGAAAAAAUCAAUGAAAUUGAAAUGGAGUUUGACUUAGUGAUAUUAGCUGAGUUUAUGGAUGAGAGUUUGAUUUUGUUGACUGAAUGCUCAGAUUUAACAAUCGAAGAUGUGGUCAUCUUAAAAAAUGCAAAUGUGAAGAACAUUAAAAAAUCCAAGCCAAUUUUAACUCCUAAUGAAUAUGAGAACUUAAUCCAAUGGAACUUAGCAGAUUCAAUGAUAUACAAUCAUUUUAAUAAAACUCUAUGGGAAAAGAUUGACAAUUUUGGUCGUCACAAAAUGGCUAUAAAAAUC
Molecule: messenger RNA, 781 nt
Organism: Owenia fusiformis
Lineage: Eukaryota; Metazoa; Annelida; Polychaeta; Sabellida; Oweniidae
Source: the annotation of a GenBank genome assembly